UCUUUGAGCAAAGAAAAUGGAGUUCGCUCUCAAGUCUAUUUUCUUAUAUUUUCUCGGGAAACCACCUUCUGGAUUAUUAUUUUUAUAGUCACCAUUGUUAAUUUUCUUUCAUAUUGCAUUACAUUAUUGUUUCAUCAAACCUUUUUAUAGCAAACUAAAUCAUCAUGCGUAUAUGAUUUACUGUAUAUAGAUGUACGAUUCUUGAAAUUACGAAAAUGACAUUUUACUUUUCACUGUAUUCUGUUACAGAAUUGUUUUUGGGUAUUCGACCUUUCGUCCAUACCAGAAAGAGAUUAUUCAGAAAAUUUUAGAGGGAAAAGAUUGUUUGGUAGUUAUGGCCUCUGGAAGUGCUCUAUACCAAUCUUUUGGAAGAAAGAAUGAAGCUUGCAAGAGCCACCGGAACUGCUCCAUAUGCUAUAUGUGGAUGUGGUUAUCAAACAUUGAAAAGGAUGGCACUGACAACGAGGCUAGCGAAUGUUGAUGGUGUUAACCAGCACUUUUUAAAAAUGCGCGGGGAUCAUUUUCUUCAAAGUAUUCGACAUCUGUCACAAAGCAUAAACUUAUUUUUGGAUGUGGACGAUGUACACAACGGUAUUUCAAAAAAGGUAGCUUUGAAAAUGUGGCAUGGGGAUGGUCUCUCUGUUCAGAAAAUUGCUGCAAGUCUUGAUUUCCCUGGUAAAUCACAUCCAAGAAAAGAACAAACUGUCGUUGAGUAUAUUCUCGAUGCUGCAAAAGAGGGAUGUAGAAUUGAUUGGACCAGAUUCUGUGAGGAGAUUGGACUGACCCGUGAGCUGUCUACAGAUAUUCAGGGUGCAAUUUUGAAAGUUGGGUCAAGAGACAGAUUGAAGCCUAUUAAAAAUGAAUUACCAAAAGAGAUAAGUUAUGCCCAAAUAAGGGCAUAUUUGGCAAUGCAAGAUUUGGGGAUAUCUGCAGAAGGAACCGAGACAAAUGUAAACAACGCUAUUAAAAAAAAGGUGUAUCCGGUUCCAAACCAUAAAGAAGAAUUAGCUUCUGUCAGGUCUAAAGCCUUGAAAAUGUGGCAUGGGGAUGGUGUGUCAGUUCAGAAAAUUGCUGCAAGUCUUGAUUUCCCUGGUAAAUCACAUCCAAGUAAAGGACAAACUGUCUUUGAGUAUAUUCUCAAUGCUGCAAAAGAGGGAUGUAGAAUUGAUUGGACCAGAUUCUGUGAGGAGAUUGGACUGACCCGUGAGCUGUCUACAGAUAUUCAUGGUGCCAUUUUGAAAGUUGGCUCAAGAGACAGAUUGAGGCCAAUUAAAGACGAAUUACCAAAAGAGAUAAGUUAUGCCCAAAUAAAGGCAUAUUUGACAAUGCAAGAUUUAGGGAUAUCUGCAGAAGGAACUGAUACGAAUGAAAACAACGCUAGUACAAAAAAUGUGUAUCCGGUUCCAAACCUUAAAGAAGAAUUAGCAGCUGUCAGGUUUAAAUCUUUGAAAAUGUGGCAUGGGGAUGGUCUCUCUGUUCAGAAAAUUGCUGCAAGUCUUGAUUUCCCUGGUAAAUCACAUCCAAGAAAAGAACAAACUGUCGCUGAGUAUAUUCUCGAUGCUGCAAAAGAGGGAUGUAGAAUUGAUUGGACCAGAUUCUGUGAGGAGAUUGGACUGACCUGUGAGCUGUCUACAGAUAUUCAGGGUGCCAUUUUGAAAGUUGGCUCAAGAGACAGAUUGAAGCCUAUUAAAAACGAAUUACCAAAAGAGAUUAGUUAUGCCCAAAUAAGGGCAUAUUUGACAAUGCAAGAUUUGGGGAUAUCUUCAGAAGGAACUGAGACAAAUGUAAACAACGCUAUUACAAAAAAGGAGUAUCUGGUUCCAAACCAUAAAGAAGGAUUAGCGGCUGUCAGGUUUAAAGCUUUGAAAAUGUGGCAUGGGGAUUGUGUCUCUGUUCAGAAAAUUGCUGCAAGUCUUGAGUUCCCUGGUAAAUCACAUCCAAGAAAAGAACAAACUGUCGCUGAGUAUAUUCUCGAUGCUGCAAAAGAGGGAUGUAGAAUUGAUUGGACCAGAUUCUGUGAGGAAAUUGGACUGACCCGUGAGCUGUCUGCAGAUAUUCAGGGUGCCAUUUUGAAAGUUGGCUCAAGAGACAGAUUGAAGCCUAUUAAAGACGAAUUACCAAAAGAGAUAAGUUAUGCCCAAAUAAGGGCAUAUUUGACAAUGCAAGAUUUGGGGAUAUCUUCAGAAGGAACCGAGACAAAUGAAAACAACGCUAUUACAAAAAAGGAGUAUCUGGUUCCAAACCAUAAAGAAGGAUUAGCAGCUGUCAGGUUUAAAGCUUUGAAAAUGUGGCAUGGGGAUGGUGUCUCUGUUCAGAAAAUUGCUGCAAGUCUUGAUUUCCCUAGUAAAUCACAUCCAAUAAAAGAAAAAAUUGUCGUUGAUUAUAUUGUCGAUGCUGCAAAAGAGGGAUGUAGAAUUGAUUGGACCAGAUUCUGCGAGGAAAUUGGAAUGACCUGUGAGCUGUCCACUGAUAUUCAGGGUGCCAUUUUGAAAGUUGGCUCAAGAGACAGAUUAAAGCCUAUUAAAGACGAAAUACCAAAAGAGAUAAGUUAUGCCCAAAUAAGGGCAUAUUUGACAAUGCAAGAUUUAGGGAUAUCUGCUGAAGGAACUGAUACGAAUGAAAACAAUGCUAGUACAAAAAAUGUGUAUCCGGUUCCAAACCUUAAAGAAGAAUUAGCAGCUGUCAGGAUUAAAGCUUUGAAAAUGUGGCAUGGGGAUGGUGUCUCUGUUCAGAAAAUUGCUGCAAGUCUUGAUUUCCCUGGUGAAUCACAUCCUAGAAAAGAACAAACUGUCGUCGACUAUAUUCUCGAUGCAGCUAAAGAGGGAUGUAAAAUUGAUUGGACCAGAUUCUGUGAGGAGAUUGGACUGACCCGUGAGCUGUGUAUUGAUAUUCAGGGUGCCAUUUUGGAAGUUGGUUCAAGUGACGUAUUGGAGCCUAUUAAAAACGAAUUACCGGAAGAUAUAAGUUAUGACCAAAUAAAGGCAUAUUUGACAAUGCAAGAUUUAGGGAUAUCUGCAGAAGGAACUGAGACAAAUGUACACAAUGCUAUUACGAAAAAUGUGUAUCAGGUUCCACACCAUAAAGAAGAAUUAGCAGUUGUCAGGUUUAAAGCUUUGAAAAUGUGGGUUGGGGAUGGUCUCUCUGUUCAGAAAAUUGCUGCAAGUUUUGAUUUACCUGGUGAAUCACAUCCAAGAAAAGAACAAACUGUCGUCGAGUAUAUUCUCGAUGCUGCAAAAGAGGGAUGGAGAAUAGAUUGGACCAGAUUCUGCGAGGAGAUUGGACUGACCCGUGAGCUGUCUGCAGAUAUUCAGGGUGCCAUUUUGGAAGUUGGCUCAAGAGACAUAUUGGAGCCUAUUAAAAACAAAUUACCAGAAGAGAUAAGUUAUGCCCAAAUAAAGGCAUAUUUGACAAUGCAAGAUUUAAGGAUAUCUGCAGAAGGAACUCCACCCAGUCACCAAACUCAAGGCUGAUGAACAUUCUAAUGACACAUGAACGAAUCACGAAAAGGUUGAUGGACCAGGAGGUAGUUCUGUUGCACUGGAGGCUACGGGAGAGAUACUGUAUUAAACUGGCUUAGGAACUUUGAUGAGGGGGUUCCUCCAUUUGAUAUUUUGGAGCACUUCAAGGGAUCUACAGAAGAGACUGGUUGAUCUGCGGAGCUGCCUUGAAAGUGAUUUUUUGGUAUUGAAGAAAAAUAGUAUGUAUAAACUAAUGUAAUAUGGUUAUGCAUGGGUGAGGUACAAGUGUUUCUUGUGCAGGUAAUAGUUGAUAGAAUGUAUCCGUCUGUUACUUAAUUGUUAAAGGAUGAAAUAACAAUGCAACCUGAUCCAAAUUGACAAAAUUUGGUACUGAAGUGUAGAAUCUUUCCUCAUUAAAAUAAGUAAUUGUUGGUUGAUACUUGGUACA
Molecule: messenger RNA, 3906 nt
Organism: Cornus florida
Lineage: Eukaryota; Viridiplantae; Streptophyta; Magnoliopsida; Cornales; Cornaceae
Exons: 19
Coding region: 378-3470 (1030 amino acids)
Source: RefSeq, a predicted model, not a curated record